This is a messenger RNA of Elgaria multicarinata webbii, 1670 nucleotides long. RefSeq names its product PWP1 homolog, endonuclein (gene PWP1). Gene Ontology annotation, biological process: rRNA processing. The coding region runs from base 95 to 1618 and encodes 507 amino acids. The record is from RefSeq and is a predicted model, not a curated record. Gene Ontology annotation, molecular function: protein binding. The transcript is spliced from 15 exons. Gene Ontology annotation, cellular component: nucleus. Lineage: Eukaryota; Metazoa; Chordata; Lepidosauria; Squamata; Anguidae.
CAAGCAGGCCUUUGCCGGAAGAGGCUUGCACGUGUCCGAGUGGAGGAAGCCCUCUACGCGCUCUCGUGAUUUCUUUCUCUCGCCAGCUGGAGCUAUGAGUUGUCCUGUGCCCUGCGUUGCCUGGGUUCCUCGAGGCGUUGCCAAGGAAACGCCUGAUAAGGUCCAGCUUGACAAGGAAGAAUUAAAGCGCAUGAUUUCUGAAGCCAAGGAGAGACUGCAGGCAGAUGACAGUAAUAUUGAUGAUGAUGAUGAUGAUGAACAGGAAGAGGCUCCAGGAGACACCAUGGAUGUUGCUAAUGCUGAGGCAGCUACCUCUGCUCCCAAAGAUGGGGAACGCGAGGAGGCUGACAAGCAGGAUGAUGCUGAUGAUGUACUGGCAGAAUAUGAUUUGGAUAAUUAUGAUGAGGAAAAUGCAGAUACUGAGAGUCUUGGAAAGACCUUAGCAGGACUUACGGUAUAUGGAAGCAAUGAAAAUGAUCCUUAUAUUACUAUUAAAGAUACUGAGCAAUAUGAGCAAGAAGACUUUGUGAUUAAGCCCAGUGACAAUCUUGUUGUCUGUGGCAGAGUUGAUAAGGAUCAUUGCAGUCUAGAAGUUCAUGUUUAUAAUCAGGAAGAGGAUUCGUUCUACGUCCAUCAUGAUCUCAUCUUGUCUGCAUACCCUUUAAGUGCAGAAUGGCUGAACUUCGAUCCUAACCCCGACGAUUCUACAGGAAAUUAUAUUGCUGUGGGCACAAUGAAUCCCGUUAUUGAAGUAUGGGACCUUGAUGUUGUGGAUUGUUUAGAGCCAGUCUUUUCCCUUGGAAACAAAAAAGCAAAAACGACGAAAAAGAAAGGAAAGAAAAGUUUAUCUAAAGAAGACAAUAAAGAAGGGCAUACUGACGCAGUCCUUGACCUUUCGUGGAAUAAGCAACUCAGAUCGGUGCUGGCGAGUGCAUCAGCUGACCAUUCUGUAAUUCUUUGGGACAUGUCUACGGGCACACCCGCAGCAAACCUUUCUCUUCAUACAGACAAGGUGCAGACACUGCAGUUUCAUCCAUUUGAAACACAGACUCUCAUUUCUGGUUCUUAUGACAAAUCAGCCAUUUUGUAUGACUGCAGAAGUCCACAGGAUAACCAUCGAAUCUGGCGGUUUAGUGGACAGGUUGAAAGAGUAACUUGGAAUCAUUUUUCACCUCACCACUUCUUAGCCAGCACAGAAGAUGGAUUUGUGUAUUGCCUAGAUGCGCGUUCACAUAAACCAGUCUUCACGAUGAAAGCUCAUAAUGAAGAAGUGUCUGGACUACAGUUAAGCAGCCAAAUCAAAGGAUGUCUUGUUACAUCAUCUACGGAUAAAUAUGUGAAAAUUUGGGACAUAUUAGGAGACAAACCUAGUUUGGUCCAUUCCAGGGAUAUGAAAAUGGGUAUCCUCUUCUGUGCAGCUUGCUGCCCAGACCUACCAUUUGUCUAUGCCUUUGGGGGAGAGAGAGAAGGGCUUCGUAUCUGGGACAUAAGCACAAUUUCUGCAGUGAAAGAUGCUUUUGGAAACCGACAGAGGCUAAUAGUUGCGAAAUCAAGUUCUGAAGCAACAAGUUCUGCUACCAGCAGUAGCAGUGAUCCAGAAGCUGCAAUGGAACCAUGAUGUAUCUUAAAUAAUAUUUGUAUGUUAUACAUAAAGUUGCAUUUGAAAUAUA